UUUUGUAACGCUGCAAUAACCGAUUCGAUUUAAUAAAUAACGUUCUUCCUCGUUUGUCAUAGCGUUGCUCAGGCAGAGUAUGUCUCCGAUAGCGGAUUCUUUGAUGAGCGGUUCCAAGACGUCGGUGUCCCAGCCGAUCAUCGAUUAUUCCCGAUACGUAAGGAGAUAUACGUCCAGUCAAGAAUGCGGCAGCACGUAUUGCAAGGAAUUGGGCUGCAGGGAGCACUUCCAUUGUCUGGAUUGUAGCGGGAGGGUAUUUGUGAAGAAGGAGGAAAUGAUCAGGCACUUCAAAUGGCACAAGAAGAGGGACGAGUCCUUGCAGCACGGCUUUAUGAGGUACUCGCCGACGGACGAUUGCUCGGAAAAGCACCCCGGUCGGGCCUGCCCGCACAAUAGAAAGCAGACCCACUAUCAUUGCAUCCACGAAAAUUGCGACAAAGUGUACAUAUCGACAUCGGACGUGCAGAUGCACGCGAAUUACCAUCGCAAGGACUCCGCCAUCAUACAAGAGGGUUUCCAGCGAUUUCGGGCCACCGAGAGUUGCGCGACUGACCAUUGUCCGUUCGUUGGACAACGGACCACGCACUUUCACUGUCGUCGCGCCGGAUGUCGGUUCACGUUCAAGAAUAAGGCCGAUAUGGACAAGCACAAAUCUUAUCACAUCAAGGAUGAACAACUGUCGCGCGAUGGUUUCAAGAAGUUCAUGAAGUCGGAGGCCUGUCCCUUCGAUCAGUGCCGCUUCUCUCGGGUCUGCAAUCACAUUCACUGUAUACGACCGCACUGCAGCUACGUCUUACAUUCUUCUGGUCAGCUCUUUUCGCACAAGCGGAAACACGAGCGCCACGAGUCAGAAUUGGCUUAUCGAAAGUACAAACAAGUCAGCGCCGUGGGCGGUAUUCGUCCACCCGGAUCAUGGGCGCCGGACGAAUUGAGCGCUCAAAGCUUAUCCCUAAGUCUGAAUGGCGAGAGCUCUAACGAGGGUAGAGGUUCCCCGUCGUAUUAUUCUCUGGAGGACUCUUUCCAAAGCGCGAGCGACCUCGCUAUGGAUCUUACCGCUCCGACCACGACUAUGGCGAGCGGAAGUUCCGUUAAUCUCGAUCAGCCGCAACAUCAGCAGUCUCUCACCUCCGCUGAAUUGGCAUAUCUGGUGCCAGCCACUUCGGAGUGCGCUUGUAACGCGGGCAGAGAGCACCAUCACUGCGGAUUAGACCGCUGCGGAGCGUCCCUGAAGGAUCCCCGUGAGGUCAGAGAACAUCUGAAGGAACACGAAACUCAGGAACGCAUAACGGACGCCUUCUUCGAGGAGGGCGGCUGCGACGACAGUUGCCCGUACGCGGAUAAGGAGAAGCAUUAUCAUUGCAAUUGGGAGAACUGCCGAGAGGUGAUACUCUCCACCGACAAACCGUUUCGCAGAUUGCAGCAUUACAAGAUACACGAGUACAGCCGACAAUUGAACCUCUCUUGCUCCUCGCACGCCCUCUCCCCCGACGUCACCUUGACCCAUCUGACGAAUAUCGACGCGAUGUUCAGGCGGAAGCGCGGUAGACCGCCUAAAAAUCGCGUGAUAGAAAUCUGGUCAGGUGGCGACCCCGCGACACACACCCACGAUUCGCCGCAGGCGAUCUUUACGAGUUUCAAGCUUCCCAAACCGCAGACGUCUAAUUUAAUGUCGAAUAUGUUAUCGGAAGAUCGAGAGGGUAGCGUAUCACCCUCGAACAGUAUGGGCGAACCCGAGGGAUUCGCCACGUACAACUCGGACGGAUGUCCGGACACGGCCUGCGUGCUUAGAUCAACCAGGCAUCAUCAUUGCUCGCAACUGCGAUGCCAUUUCUCCACCGAUCGGCCAGACCAAUUGCUCAUGCACAGUAAGGAUUUCCACGAUAACGUCGACAUACCGCCGGGCUUCGCCUUCUACGACAAGAUGGUCGACUGUCGACUGGCUGGAUGUCACAGCAAUCGCAUUAAUCGACAUUUCCAUUGUACCAGACCGAACUGCGGAUAUUCAUUCGUUAGAUACUCGACAAUGGCGUUACACGAGAAACAGCACGCUUCCGGUCACGUUGAGUCCUGUGGUCAGGAGUCGAAUAAUCAGGAAUGUCAAACGCAACCUCAAUCCUUGAUCCAGGAAACGAAACCUAGGAUCCAGGUGAAAAAUCCCGCCGAACUGAUCGAGAAACCCGAUGAAAAUCUGAUAGCGCCUGAUCAGGAAAGAUCGAUAAUCGAAGACAAGGAACCCGAGCUCGCGAGUCCCGACAGUGGCAAGACUACCGUGGUGAGGGCGGCUGGCACCUAUUAUCCGGUCAGCGGACCGCCGAGCGAACCCGCACUUCCGGGCGUCGUGCUAUCCAUGCGAACUUCCGUGCACCAAGAAUCGCCGAUGAUGCCGUCUAUGAGCACUACCUCGCCGCACACUUUAUACGGACCGGAACAAAGCUGCAGCAGGCCAUUCUGCAAGCUGAAACGCAAGAACCAUUAUCAUUGCAACGCAUGUAAUCAAGCCUUUUCCGAAUUGGAUCGCCUGGUCGCGCAUAUAGCGAAACAUUCAACUGGCGCUAUUCUCAGCCAGCAACAACAUGACAUAGUCAGCCCAUCGCCCAAUCAACUGCAGCACGAUUACAUCGCGCAGCUGUCGCAAAAGCACGACUUCAUGUCGCCGAACGCCCAGAUGGCUCAAAACAUUCAGAACUUUCAGAACCAAAUGCAGCGGCAGAUGCAACAGACCCUCGGCCAGCAGUCUCAGCCGAAAGACAUUAAAUUAGAAAAACCUAGAUGCAGCAUCGACAUCGGUGUGCAAAAUGUGCCGAACGUUAAGCGGGAACCAUCGGAUGUGGCGUGUAGGGACGAAGGCAAUAAUACCGUGAUAGAUAAUCAUGAAAACGGUCAAUUAACGCAACCGCCACUUCAGCCUAGCAAUGUACAACAACCUUCGAUACCGACGAGCUUCGAGCUCGAUCUUAGCCAUGGCUUUCACUUUCCAAGUCCCGCCGUGAUGGCCGCGAUGAAUCAACAGAUUGCUCUGAUGAAUCAGGCCCUACCGCCGUUUCUUCAGCACGGUGGAAUGUACGCCGGUGGACCCGGGUUGAUGUUCGCGCCCGGCUUACCGCCGACCAAUUUUCUUCCACCCGCGAGAGACGAGAAUCCCCUAGCCUCGCUGGCAGCUAAUCUUAAUUUGAACAAAAGAUCUCUCUCUCCGCCGGAUGCUAAUUCGCCAGAAGCCAAGAAGCAGAGACUUCAUCAUUCAAUGCGUAUGCUGAAGGACGAACCUGUACCGGAGGGAUAUGUCAGAUUCAGGUUCAAUGAGGACUGCAGGUAUCCUCAUUGCGGCUACAGAGAACAUCAAACUCACUUCCACUGCAUGCGUCAAGACUGUGGUUACUCGUUCUGCGACAAAACUCGUUUCGUUCAGCAUACCGCGAGGCAUGAGCGGCUGGAUACCUUGAUGGGGGGUGAUUUCCAACAGUAUCGCGCCAACGUGCCGUGUGGCAGAGCUCAAUGCGCCUACACAUCGUCCCUCGGAUCGAUGCAGAACAAGGCAUCGCACUUUCACUGUUUGAAGUGCGACUUCGUCUGCACGGACACGAACAAGGUAGUGGCUCAUCGGCGGCAGCACGCCAAGUUGGACAGCAUCGCGGCGGCGGGUUUCCAGAAAUUUACGCCCAGUCAACCGUGCGGAGCUGUGCAGUGUCAACAUUCUGGCAAGCAGACGCAUUAUCACUGCCUGCAGUGUCAGUACGCGGUGUUGGGUCUGGCGCAAAUGUCGGCGCAUAAGUAUCGACACAUGGACACUUAACGAUCUCCCAUAAAAGUUCUGUACGUGGCAGGACGGCCGAAUAAAGCAUUGUCCUUGGUCCUAGUAGACAUUCCCUAGAGAAUGGUACGGCCAUCUUUCCCCCCCUCCCCCUCCCUCCCGACUAGGUGAAAAAUCGAGUGGAACCGGUAGGGACUAGUCAACGAUUUCGUCGCAACUCGAUGCCCACCGUCGAUACUUGUCCCGCGUAAGAGAAGAGUCGAAGUGAUCGUCCGCCGAAAUUCCAAAAGAGAAGCCCACUAAAAGACAAAUUCUUAGUCCCUAUAGACAUUCCCCAGAAGGAUCACUCGAGUGUCUCGAUCGUUCAACGAUCGAGCAACGUUCCUGGAUAGUAUGGAUGAUCAAUGGCAACCUGUAGGGGGCUAGUCAGUAACGUUUAUCUUCAGAACGAAUAUUAUUAGGUUGAGACCUUCGAAUCGAAGAGAUACAUCCGGUAUCUGUGGCUAUGUCGAGGCAGUUCGGUCUCUUCGUACCUAGAGUCUGAGCGAUGAAAGACAAAUCGAUGACGAAGAAUCGCAACGAUCGUCAAACAGUCCUUGCAGACUCUAGAAACGCUUCCAGGUGUGAACAAGACGGAAUAUUGAUACGGAAUGAGAAUUACGAGGUUUACGGUAGUCGCGAAUCUCAGAAAAUGUAAUUCUUCCGGACCAUGAAUCUUGGGAACCGGGAAACGAGAACGAGAGAUACAAGAAUCUGGCGUAGCACUAAGACAAUAAUAUAAAGACAAGUCUAUAACGUAGCUUUAGCAUGAAAAAAAGACAAACUAUAAUAUUUAAUAGGAGAGAAAAGAACACCUUGUACAUUUUCCCCUUUGUUAGUAUCAUCCUGUGUACCCUCUGCGUGAAUAGUCCUUACGACGUUUUAGAUCGUAGAUUAGUUUAAUAUGUUGUAGAGAAUGAAGAGAAACGGUAAUGUGAAACAACAAGUCGGCGACGCGAUUAAUAUCUUUCAUGUAUUGCAAAACAGCGGGGAUUAAUGCAACGAUCGCAUCUUUCGCUUUGGUACUGGAGAAGUGAGGGAAAGAUAUUUUCCUAUCGUCUAGACGCAGGCAAAGUUGAAAAAUGCAUUAUUGCAUUAUAUCAGCGAUAUUAGCAUGUUAAUUGCACAACUGAUAAUCAGAAGAUUCAUUACUAGUUACAAUGUUGAGUACUCUUAUCUUUUUAAUCUCGUCUUUUUAUAUUUGUUGUAAAAAUUUCCAGAACAAAUUCCUCUAUACAGAUUUUUCCAUUAGUAACAAAUUAUUUAUUUAAUUGAUCGGCAUAAUUGGGAGUUAAUUGUGCAACAACGACGAUAUGUUGCAACGAUGAGUGCAACACACAAUAUGUGAAAUUGAAAGGAAAUAACGCAUAUUUCGAAUUGGAUUAUAUACCUUGGAGGGUACGCGAUAAAUUUUGAAGUGAAAACAAGCAGUAUUGGAAAAUUGAGAGUUAAUUAGAAAGACUGCGAGCCGAGGCGCAGAAAUGAAGAACGAAAUAGAGCAGCGUGAUGGUCGUUGAACGAUCAAGUUAGAGAACGAAAAGAUUAAAAAUUUGAAGCGACGGAAAUUAUAUAUGUGCGAAAGAGAAAAGAGAGGAAAGAAAAAAUAUAUUCUAGGAAAAUAUAUUCUAAAAAGAGUGGUCGCUGACCGACAUAAAGCAAAGCUGUUUAAUAUAUGUAUGUAUAGUGUAUAUGUAUUGUGAUUGAUAUGAAUCGUUCAUGGGAGGAACAGGUUUCUCGCUUCUUCUAUUCCUAAAGCACGCUCAACGAUUCCAUUUUCAUUCGAUAAGUAUUAUUCCCUCGCGCGCUAAUCUCGCCUAUAUCGGAUCAAGAACAUCUUCGCUCUUCCUCACUUUUAGAUGCGAUCGAGAAAAAAAUAAAGUAUUUUUUUUUUUUUUUAACGUUUAGAGGGUUCGGCACUUUAUCUUCAAGACGAGAUACGGUUUGCACGCAGACUAAUAAUAAUGCCGGGUGAAUGACAAGAAAGGUAUAUCCGGAAAGUUUAAUGAAAGUUUAAUUCCUGCGCGGAGGCCAACAGAGACUUACGCAUAUUUUCUCGGCGAAUAAUUAAACGUAGAAUGCAGAAAAUAUUACGCGACUGCUCAGCGAGAAAUGCGCUAGGGUGCCUUUAGGAUCUUUUCCGAAAACUUGUGUAGGACCGUGCCUUAGCAGUUUAAUGUACAACGGAUACGUUAUUUGUUCGGUGUAGCAGCAGGUCCGAACCGGCGAUCAGAUUACACUGUUAGAAGAUCUACAUCUUACCUGUAGCUAUGAUCGAAUUUCGGACUAAAAUAUCACAGUUGUAAUUAAUCACCUUCAGAUAGGUGGAUCAAUCGAAGAUUGAAUUUUUAUUUUACUAAAGAUAACAAUCUUCUAAUAGGAUCAUUGAUCAUCGAUGAGCCUGUGGUCUCUGAAUUGUAUUCUUUUCUGAAUUAUCUUUUAUCCAACUGACCGAAAAACGAUCGUAGAUUUUUAAUAGUAACUGGAACAAAUUAGUGCCUUAAAGAUGUAUCAAACUAGAGGAAAACACCGCAGUGUAGUCGCUGAUAUUUAAAUGGCCAUUUUCUAACGUUUUUACAUUUUUUAUGAAAUAUCAAUUUGUUUGGAAAAAAAAUUAUUUUAUUUAUACAACGUAUAAAUCGCCGAGAACUUUCUUAAUUUUUCACAUGCAAAAUUCGAUUUUAGAGAGUGAUAUAUGAACAUUUUUGUAAAAGACUUUUAGAAAUGUACCCAAUAAUAACGUUAACGUAGCGCCUGUUUAAGAAUAGUAUAAUUAAUAUUUUCGGCAAAAAGUAAAAAAAUUUUACAAUGUUGCGUCAGUAGCAAAACAACUUAUCUGUCAUGAAGAAAUUUUACAAUGUGAUGAACCUGAAUGUAUCUGCUCUCAAUAAUAAGAUAUCGUCUCUGUUAUUUUUCUUUUUUUUUUGUUUUAAAUGAUGAUAGCAAUUCGUGAUCUUAAUUUAUGUCGUAGAUUGAACUUUGAUUGGCCGAAUUAAAAAAAAUCGAAAUCGUAAAAAGAUACCGUUUCCACAACAAAUACAUUGUCAGAGUUCAAAUCCGAUAAAAAUAACAAAUAAUUUCUUAAAAGCUAAAUCUAAUAAAAAUGUCACGUAUCAAAAAUAAAUGUAACGAAAAGACGUACUUUGUCGUCGAAAAUAUGUCCGGAGUUUUUGCGGAGGAAUAUUCAUUAUGUAAUAGCAAUAACUGAGAUAAAUAAUUAUAUAUGACGCUGUGUAUCAGAAUGAAUAUUUUGAGAAACAAAAUGACAAAAUUGUUUAUUUUAAUUAGACAUGUUUUAUCCGUUAUAUAACUCAUAGCCAUUAAAAGAUUGUAUUGAAAUUUUGAAGAAAACGACGAUAUAAAUAACAAAUUUAUGAACAAGUAAAAAGGUUUUGUAUUUAAAAUGUUACAUUUAAUCCUUACAAUUUUUCACUUUAUCUUUUUUUCAUACUGUAAACACAUAAAUAGCCAAGCGAGUUGAUUGCACAGUAACUUUAGGAGGAAUGAUUACAACCUGAUCAGGUUAAGCCCCUCGGAGGUGAAACCGAGGAUCUCAAUGUUUCAAUAGUAUUCCUGAAAUAUUACAAUAGUAGCAUUCCAUAGCGAGUCGAUAGUCAUCGAUCCUGUCCACGUCGACGGUGCGUCGUCUUUACGCGACAAUUUAAUUAAAAGUUACGAAGGAAGUUCGUCGAUCUCUCGCGGUAUCGUAUGUCGUAUCGGCGAUAUUAAAGCGGAUUCCAAGCCAUAGAAGCAAAAGGAAAAAAAAAAAGAAGAAGAAGAUAAAAAAAGACGGUCGUUCUCAGAGCCGAAGAUAUCGUUCGCAUCGGGAAACGUGGAGAGGCUAGAGUCCAGCCAUUAAACAAGUGCCAUAAAACCACGCUGUAAAAGUCGAAGUACUGUUUUUACUAUGUUAAGUCGAGAGACACUUGCGCGGGACUAUGGGGAAGAUUCAGCAUGUGGUCGAUAGACAAAUCUGUAUAAUAUUUAUUUAGUAUUUAAAGCCGACGGGGAUGCGUGAGAAAAAAGGAGAGAGAAAGAGAGAACGAGUAGGAAAACUAUUGGGAAUAUGUUCGAAUGAGAAUGAAUAAUUCGCCUACUUUAACUGUAACUGUAACGAGUGGUGAAUUCCGAAUUAAAUGUGUCGAGUGACAGGAAGAAAGAGAUAAGAUUGCUAACAACGAUGUAUGACGGUUGCCUUAUAAGUACGGAGGACCUUUAUUAUAUAUAUAAUAUAUAUAAAAUUUAUAAAAAUUAUUAUAUAUAUUAUUAUAUAAUAUACGAGAUAUACAUAUGUAGUAACGAGGUUAUUAUUCGAAAAACGGAGGUAAGACGGAGCGAAGGAGUAUACCAGUAGAGUGUAUUAUUAUUCGAUAAAAAAAAAGCUAGAGAGAUUCUAUCGCAUGGUCGUUAGUGCUAAAAUACCUACUGUAUGGAUCUAAAAGAGAAGAAACUAUUAUAUAAUUUUAUCUAUUAUUAGAUUAUUAUUAUUAUUAUUAUUACUGUUUAAUUUUGUCCGCCACGCUCGCCUUGUAGCCUUCGAAUUUACACGGCGAACAUGCGGCCAUUAUUUUAUGUAUUAUUCUCUAUUAUUAUUAUUAUUAUUAUUUUUAUUAUUUGAAGUUUUACCUAUCAGAUCCACUUUGUAGCUUUUCAAUCUGCAAGGCGGAUGUGUGGGCCCUAUUAUUAAUAUUAUUAUUAUUAUUAUAUUAAUGAUUAUGGAACCACAUCGUAUGUAGCUGUGAUUUUGCUUUCAAAAAGUAAAAAUUAAAAAUAUUUAUAGCAACU
Pogonomyrmex barbatus (red harvester ant) is the source of this 8569-nucleotide messenger RNA. RefSeq names its product zinc finger protein castor homolog 1. Gene Ontology annotation, cellular component: nucleus. Gene Ontology annotation, biological process: regulation of neuron differentiation; positive regulation of transcription by RNA polymerase II. Lineage: Eukaryota; Metazoa; Arthropoda; Insecta; Hymenoptera; Formicidae. Gene Ontology annotation, molecular function: RNA polymerase II transcription regulatory region sequence-specific DNA binding; DNA-binding transcription factor activity, RNA polymerase II-specific. The record is from RefSeq and is a predicted model, not a curated record.